This is a messenger RNA of Mesorhabditis spiculigera, 2877 nucleotides long. Lineage: Eukaryota; Metazoa; Nematoda; Chromadorea; Rhabditida; Rhabditidae. The record is from the annotation of a GenBank genome assembly.
AUGAAGAAAUUUUAUUUCUGGCUUUUGCUGUUACCGGGCUGGAUAUGGGCCAAGCUAGAUGUAAAACAAAGCGCUUUCAACAAACGAUUUAUGGCCACCCUGGCUGACGGGGACUAUGAAGUCGUCCAUCCAUUUCAAAUUCGGGACAAGAAUGAACGGAUAGGAAUUGAUACGAAAAACUAUUUCCUGAGAGGCGACGAGCACUACCAGCACGUUAUUAUUGUUAUCCGCAGCAAUCAGUUGGGGAGGUUGAAGCUAGUCCUCGAAAGGAAUAAUCAUCUAUUCUUUAACCAAUCCUCUUUUCGGAAGUUGGAUAGUUAUCGUGAUCAGCCUUCUUUGCUGAAAUUCGAAAACUGCUAUUAUCAGGGAACGGUUGGUGGUGAUUCGAGCAGUUUUGUAUCGAUGAGUAGCUGUGAUGGCCUCAGGGGUGUGAUAGCCUUCUCAAAUGGAACAACUUUUGGUAUUCGGCCGCUUGAUGGAGGAGAGAAAAGCCGACGACACCCCCAUGUGCUAUAUAGAAGCCAAUGGCCGGUGGAUGUGCGCUGUGGGGUUGCUGCGACAUCAUCCAGGAGGGCCCGCAAGCAACGCCGUGAUUUGUCGAAGCAGACCAAAUUCAUUGAAAUUGCUGCCAUCGCCGAUUACGAAUUGGCAAAAGCGGAAGGAUUAGAAGAAAAGAAUAUUUUUAAUCUGCUCCUUGAAGUUGUUAAUACGGCCGAUUUGAUGAUCUCACGAGACCUGAACGUACGGCUAACGAUGGUGUAUUCCGAACAAUGGCUGGAUGCAGAGAGGAUAGACAUCGAUGAAGAUAUUAACAAGAUGCUGCAUGGACUUGUCGACUACGCGACGGGGCAUCUUUAUGGAACUGCAAAGGAUAUGACUUUCCUGCUGACGAAUGCGACGUUUGCAAAUAUCGAAUAUGCCGUAGGGACGACUGGUAGUGUGUGUACUGCCAGAGCAGCUGCACUUGUCAAGUCGGUCUCCCCGUUCCACAGCCAUUUGACGGCCCAACUACUGGCUCAACAGAUUUCCCAUUUAAUCGGUCUCGACCAUGAUGCCCCUUCUUGUAAAUGUCCGGGUGGCGUAUGCGUGAUGAACCAGCAUGUCAGCCGCAAGUCUUCGUUUGCCUGGCAAUUCUCCAAGUGCUCCGUGGCUAAGUCACAUUCUGUAUGGGCAAGGGGGAAUGUUCAUUGCCUCCUGAACGAGCCGUUCCAGGAAUGGAAGCUGCGUGAAUGCGGCAAUGGAAUUGUGGAUCAUGGGGAGGAAUGUGAUUGUGGGCCCAGGGAAAAAUGCCAAGAUCCCUGCUGUGAUGCUCUAACUUGUACACUACGACCACAUGCCCAAUGUGCAGCACAUCAAGAUUGUUGCUACCGCUGCCAGAUCCGUCGUGCUGGGGAAAUCUGUAGACCAUCCAACGGUUCUUGUGACGUGGCGGAAGUUUGCGAUGGUACUAGUGGAAAUUGUCCAGCAAACGGAUACUUAGUGGAUGGUACCGCCUGCGGAGACGUUGGGCAAUGUUGGCGAGGUGCUUGUUCCGAUCCGCGAGCGAUGUGCACAAAAAUCUGGGGCCAUGGCGCCAACGUUGGUCAAGAUGAGUGCUUCGCCUACAACACGCGAGGUCAUGAAUUCGCGAACUGCGGCCAAGACGGAAAGGCGUUGAAGCAGUGUGAAAUUCCGGAUGUGCGUUGUGGGUCACUGUACUGCACGGGCGGGUCGCCUAAUCCGAUUAUACAAGUCGAGGCAUCGACACUUCACCUUAACAAACUGGAUGAAACGGUUGAAUGCAAAUCAAUAUCCUACUCUGCAAACUCAUUGCUUGCUCUGACCCCAGACGGGAGUGCUUGCGGAUCAGGCCGAGUUUGUGUGGCUGGCAGCUGUGUGGACGCAAAGCAGGUAUCCACCGCCGUUUUCUGCCCCUCGAACAACCAUGCGCUGCAAUGCUCUGGACAUGGUGACUGCACGACAACAGCAGUGUGUGUAUGCUUUGCGGGCUGGACUGGGCAAGCUUGCGAUACCCGGCUUCGGAACAACAGUUUUGAUCUUCCUACUGGACCGGUUGUCUUGGUUCCAUCAAUUGCUGCCGGAAAAUCGCUAGAUACACCGACGCUGCUUGGGAUUUUGUUAAUUGUCGGCCUGAUCCUCUUGCUGCUGCUCGUUUUCCUUCUCUUCUGCUAUCGCCGUCGUUCUUUUGUCGACAUUAGCCAACCAAAAGAUGAAUACAGCGCGGAUGGUGAUGGCUCUCCAGAUGAUGCUGGGCGAAGUAUCAAAUUUGGCAAAAUGCCCAGCUAUCGGGAAGAAAAACAACGUCACAAAAAUAACAAGCCGGUUUAUCGGGCGCUGAAUAGAAUACAGGAAGCUGAAGAACGGGAGCGCGUUGUUUUAACGGAAUACGUCAGUUCCAGUCAACAUUCACUGCAAUGUAUCAAUCAGCCCGAUGAUUUUCCGAUACACGAUGAACCGGCAGAGGAAUGGGAGAGAGGCCUUCCUGGGGAGACAGCUCCUUUGAAACUCAGUAAUCUGGGCUUGAUGUUGAAGCAGCUGGGCGGAAGUGGAUCACCAUGCGCCUCGCUUCAUUCCGAGCAUUCACAUCAUCCAUUCCACCCGGUUCAAAAUCUCCACGGAUCUCCCCAUGCCCAUGCUUCUGUUCCAUCGGAUAGCGAGACAUCAGGCGUCGAAGUUGAUCAUUCCGGUGAAGAAACACGGCGAUCACCUGAAGGCUCAAUUCUUAUGAGACUACAGAAAAGAUGGGAAGACGACAAAUCAGAUGAUACCUACAAAGAAACAUCCCGCGGGGAUUACCGUACCCAAGUUCCCGGCGCCAAUCAAGGAGCCCAUCGACUCUUCUCAGACUCAUUUCAACUUGAGAUGAGUCACAACAGC